AUGGCCAGUGUUACCCAAUUGGGAUACAUCGGUAUCAGCGCAAGCAACCUCGAGGAAUGGGAGCAUUUCGGCACCGAGGUCCUGGGGCUGCAGUCGAACGGCGUUGACUCCAACGGCGUCCUGACGAUGCGGAUGGACGAGUACACACACCGCUUCAUCGUCAGCCCGACGGGGAAGGACGACGUUGACUUCGUGGGCUUCCAGGUCACUGAUCAGGCGGGGCUGGCCGCGAUGGCGGAGCAGCUUCGGGAGGCUGGCAUCGAGGUGUCGAUCGGCACUCCAGAAGAGGCAAAGGAACGGAGGGUCGAGGGGCUGAUCAAGUUCGAAGACCCCGACGGGACACCGACCGAGGUCUACUACGGCCCGCCGGUCAGCUUCGACAACCCGUUCAACUCGCCCCGCCCCGUCAGCGGCUUCGUCACCGGUGAGCAGGGCCUGGGCCAUGUGGUCUACCACGUCGAAGAUCUGGACCGGGCGGUGGCGUUCUACCGGGACGUGCUGGGGAUGAGGAUCAGCGACUACAUUCGCAACCUGGUUUUCUUCCACUGCAACCCGCGGCACCACACCCUGGCGAUCAUCGAAGCCAAGGGGCGGAACACCAAGAAGCUCAACCACUUCAUGGUGCAGACGCAGGGAAUGAACGAUGUGGGUCAGACCUACGACAUGGUGCUGGACUCCGACAUCAACGUGACCCGCGGACUGGGGUCGUCAUACCAACGACCAUAUGACCUCCUUCUACAUGAAAACUCCGUCGGGCUUCGACGUGGAGUACGGCUGGGGCGCGCGGACUGUGGACGACGCGACUUGGCAGGUGGUACGCCACGAAAAGGGCAGCAUCUGGGGCCACCGGCCUGUGCCGCAGCCUGCGGCGACCAGCUAGGGGCAGACAGGGCAGUUUCCAAAUGGCUGACCUGCCACCGUUGCCGGACCCAGGGUUUCAAAGCCCAGAUGACCGCCGCACGAUUGGACGGCGGUUUAUCCUUCAGGCUCGCGACUACCUGGAAAAGGGCGACCGCCUGCAGGCCGGAGAGAAGGCCUGGGGGGCGAUCGCCCAUAACCUGA
Messenger RNA from Geodia barretti, 1062 nucleotides. NCBI's taxonomy places the organism in Eukaryota, Metazoa, Porifera, Demospongiae, Tetractinellida, Geodiidae. The record is from the annotation of a GenBank genome assembly.